Cloeon dipterum is the source of this 3343-nucleotide messenger RNA. RefSeq names its product vacuolar protein sorting-associated protein 18 dor (gene dor). NCBI's taxonomy places the organism in Eukaryota, Metazoa, Arthropoda, Insecta, Ephemeroptera, Baetidae. Gene Ontology annotation, molecular function: protein-macromolecule adaptor activity. The record is from RefSeq and is a predicted model, not a curated record. The coding region runs from base 241 to 3165 and encodes 974 amino acids. The transcript is spliced from 16 exons. Gene Ontology annotation, biological process: organelle fusion; endosome to lysosome transport; endosome organization. Gene Ontology annotation, cellular component: endosome; HOPS complex.
GCUCGUGCAGCUGUCUGAGCUGUCAGUUUACGCCCAACAAUAUUUUUACGUUCUGUACAGUUUAACAUCAGUUAAAAUUCUCAUUAAAACCUGCAGAGAAGAUUAGGCUGCCUUUUCAAUUUUGAUACGUUUGAUACGCAGAGCCAAUCAAUUUUUUUCAUGCUUCUACAGAAUAGAAGACCGGAACGGUUCAAUUAUUACAUCAUAAGUCUUUAAAGAAACGCCUUCGAAAUUUCGACAAUGUCUAGUUUGCUUGCCCAAUACGAGCAAGAAGCUCAGCAAAUCCAAAGAUCAGGAAUGGGCACAACUGGUUUUAUCAAUAUCCUGAUGGAAGAGGAGCCAGCUAUGUUCAGUAAAUUAAGAGUUAACAUUCCAUCAAGAGCACCGGUUCAGCGACUGGUUGCCAGCAAUGACAUUGCUCUGAUUGCUCUGACUGAUAAUACAAUUUACCGCAUUAAUCAAAAAUAUCCUGAUAAAUUUGAGGAACUUGAUCUAGGCAAACCUAUGACGGUGCCGAUGAGGAUUGUAGGAAUAUUUCUCGAUCCUUGGGGUCAGCAUGCGUUAGUCAGUGUGGCCUCCAAACAUGGAGACGCUCAGCCUGAGCUGCUCUUCUUAUCUGGCAAGUCGACCAAGUUCCGUCUAAGCAGCCGAGCGAGGGGCUGCGAAAUAACAGCUGUAGGCUGGAACCACAUCAACAACACACCUGCCACGACAGGUCCCAUACUCGCAGGUUCCUCCAAAGGGCUCCUGUUUGAGUGUGAGUUUUUGGCUGAAACAGACAGGAUGUUCCUAAUGAGCUGGGAAAAAUGUUGGAAAGAGGCUUAUGACAUCGGGAAAGGCUCCAUCAUGCCAAUCCUCGGUUUGGAGUUUCACAAGGCUUUAGCUGUCUCAGAUCGCUAUUACGUUCUGGCGAUCACUGCCAACCGCAUCUAUCAGUUCGCUGGCAGCACGAGCGGACCAGAUGACAAACCAAUUCUGCUACAGAUAUUCAACAGCAACCUCAACUCUAGCAUUCCAGAACAAUAUUUGGAAAUUUCGCCGCCACUAAAGAACUCGAGGCUCCAAUUCUACUUCAACCAAAUCAAAGAAGCGCCGAAAACAUAUGGCUGGCUGAAUUCCAAAGGCUUGUUCCAUUCUGAUGUUGACAGCACAAGCCUCCCAGGACAAAAUAGAUUUGCAGCUUGCAAGGUGGUUAAGUUCGGUUCGGCAGAUGGAGUAGCGCCUGAUUUGCCAACUUCCUUCACCCUGACGCAAUUCCACGCCGUUUUUCUUUACCCAGACAGAAUUGAGGCUGUUUGUUUGCUCAAUGAAGAGAAAAUAUUUGAAGAUCAAUUUCAGACUGAAUUGUCUGGAAAGCUGCUAGGAAUAUCAAAAGAUUCGCUUAAAGGAUACAUCUGGGUGUAUUCUGAGAAGUCAGUUUUCAAAUACAAGGUGACCCAAGAGAACAGAAACAUGUGGAAAGUAUUUCUCGACGCUGGUGACUUUGAACGGGCCCUUGAUUUCUCUAAAGACAAUGUGAAGCACAUGGAAACUGUUUUGGUUAGGAAAGCAGAGACGCUGUUCCAAAAGGAGAAGUACUUGGAGAGCGCUCAUGCCUUUGCUGAAACGCAGAGCUCAUUUGAGGAAAUCGCUCUGAAGUUUUUACAAAAAUGGGAGAUCGAAGCACUGAAGACCUUCCUGCGCUUGAAACUAGAAAAAAUCAAACCGCAAGACAAAACCCAAAUUACCAUGUUGUGCAUUUGGGUAAUAGAGCUGUUCAUGAAUCAGCUUGGUGAGCUUAGAGACAGUGGGAAAUCUGAUUCUGCAGAGUACGCAUUACUUCAAAAUCAUUUUGACAGCUUUAUGAGCCAUCGUCUUGUGCAGGAAUGCGCGAGGAACAAUUGUGACACAAUUUACGAUCUGAUGGCCAGCCAUGGCGACAAAGACAAUCUGGACAAAUUCACCCUACUCAAUAAAGACUACGAACGCGUGAUUGCCCAGAACAUUCAGAAGAAUUGCUUCGACGAAGCACUGAACGUUCUUAGGGAGCACGGGAGAAAGGACAGCUUCUAUCAGUUCGCUCCAGCACUCAUGCAGGCCAUUCCCAAAAGAAUGGUUCAAGCCCUGAUAGGCCAGGGCAGGAGUUUGUCGCCAGCCAAACUAAUCCCAGCACUGGUGUUGUGUGAUAAGGGCUCCAGCGACUUGCAGGCGUGGGAAACAAUCCGCUACCUGAAACAUUGUGUUGAAGACCUGCAGUGCAAGGACCAGGCCAUUCACAACUACUUACUUGCCCUCUACGCCAGGCUAGAUCCAGGAAAACUCAUGGACUACCUAUCUAGGCAAGGAACCGAAAUUUCGCUAGUCAAUUACGAUCCUCACUAUGCGCUGAGAAUAUGUCAAGAGAGGGAAAUAAAGGAAGCGUGCGUCCAAUUGUCCUGUCUGCUGGGUCUGUGGGAGUCUGCUGUGGACUUGGCGUUGCUGGUCAAUCUUGAAUUGGCGAAACAAACUGCGUCCCAAACGCCUGACGACAAUGAGCUCAGAAAAAGGCUUUGGCUCAAAAUCGCCCGUCAUGUUGUGGAAGAAACCAAAGACGUGAAGCAAGCCAUGGCGUUCAUGGAGCAGUGCGAGUUGAUCAAAAUCGAAGACAUUCUGCCAUUCUUUUCUGAUUUCGAGAAAAUCGACCACUUUAAAGAAUCUAUUUGCAAGUCUCUGCAAGAAUACAAUCAACACAUCCAAGAACUGAAGGAAGAAAUGGAGGAGGCGACAAAGUCUGCCGAAGUCAUUAGAGAGGAGAUAAACGCGUUUAAAAACAAGUCCGCCUUUGUGUCUGGUUACGACACUUGUCAUUUGUGUGACCAGCAGCUGAUGAGCAGAGCUUUCUUCCUUUUCCCCUGCUCGCACAGAUUCCACAUGGACUGCUUGCAAACGCAAGUUAUCCCGAUGCUAUCAAGCAAACAGCUGGCACGAUUGAAAGAAUUGCAGCUUAAACUGGCCUCUAUGACUGUCAAAGAGGAUGCAGCUUCAAUCGGCUCCUCUGCAAUCAGCACCAGAGAGCAAGUUCGGUCAGAGGUUGAUUCGUUGGUUGCGGGAGAAUGCAUUUACUGUGGUGAAAACAUGAUUAGGUCUAUCGAUCGUCCAUUCAUCGAUGAGGCUGAUCAUGAUGAUAUAAUGAAGGAUUGGGAAUAGCUGCCAAUAUAUUUGUGAUGAAAAAUCUUUUUUUCUGUAAACUAUAAAGCAGAGUUUUCGUCCUAUCAGCGUCAAUAUUUAUAUUCCAUGCCUAGCGUUGUUUGACAAAUUUAUCUCAUCUUGUGUUCUGAAAAUUUCUGAAAAAUAUCCUAAAAUAAAAAAUCAUUUUUUUUCUUAA